Molecule: messenger RNA, 1069 nt
Organism: Cornus florida
Lineage: Eukaryota; Viridiplantae; Streptophyta; Magnoliopsida; Cornales; Cornaceae
Exons: 3
Coding region: 125-544 (139 amino acids)
Source: RefSeq, a predicted model, not a curated record
ACCCAACCCAAACAAAACCCCAAAAGAGCUUACCAGGCCCAAAAGCCCCAUCCCAAAUUAAGAUUAUCGGUCACAAUUUGAAUUUCCAAUGGCAGUUAGGGCUUAAUAGAAAUGGUGGGUUCUGAUGGGAGAUCCCAUUCAUGUGCAAUUCUGGACGAGCAGAUGGAUCGUUUAUAUUGCAGAGGAAGAGGAGCCUUGCUUUGACACUGAUCGAUUACUUGGAUGUCGCUCCUUUGAAGAGUCUGGAUUUCUGUUCUUCCCGAAUAUGGUGGAUGGUUGCUCUGAUGGUGAGCUUCGAAACAGUGUUGGGAAUGAUCUUCUAGUUAUUUCCAGUGAUGGGUGGAAUGGAGGAAUUUCCAUUUGGAGGGAAUCCGGGAACACCAUAGACAAGCCCCUUCAUGGCCCAUUUGUUGCAAAGCUUCUCAAUGACUUGUUUCGCAUCCAAGUUGUUGUUGAACAUUAUUCACUUGCUUUCAACUUCGCCAUCCAAAAGAGGGAAAAUACCAUGACUGACCACUGCAUACUGGUCAAGGGUGGCAAAUAAUUUUCCUUCCAUUGACAACUCUAAAUCUAAUCAACUUGGCAGCAUUGUGUCUCAGCUGGGGCAGCUUUCUCCAACUCCAAGUGCAUCUUUGAGUGAUGAUCCUAGAAAAAAUGCAGGCCACUCUAAUUUGGAGCAGCCAGACAGGUUGAAAUCAAGGAGAGACUUCAACAUGAAAAUGCUCAGGGGUAUCUGCUGAAGAUUCUGGCAAUUCUUCAGAUCCAAGACAAGAAGAUUUUUCAGACAUCCAAUAGAUUGGUGAAUCUCUACCAGCUUUGUACAAUCAUUAAGCAACAAUUUCUCGAGACUGGAGAACCCCGUGAAGUCUGGGAUUUUGAUCAAGAAAUAGGAAUGACCUAGAUUGAGGUAUUUUAAUUUGUACAAAACCUGUAGGAUCAGAUAGCAAUAAAUUUCAAUGUAUGUUGUUGUCUUAUUUAAGUUUUUUUUUUUUUGAUUGGUUUUGUUGUCUUAUUUAAGUUUGGAGGAGAUGAAAACAGUAGUAUAAGCGUACCUUUGUUCCGUUCCAAA